Lineus longissimus is the source of this 2112-nucleotide messenger RNA. RefSeq lists its product as uncharacterized. The transcript has 3 exons. Gene Ontology annotation, molecular function: nucleic acid binding. The record is from RefSeq and is a predicted model, not a curated record. Gene Ontology annotation, biological process: DNA integration. Lineage: Eukaryota; Metazoa; Nemertea; Pilidiophora; Heteronemertea; Lineidae. The coding region runs from base 1 to 2112 and encodes 703 amino acids.
AUGACAGCCAAGAUACUGCUCCAGGAUGUGUGGCGCUGUGGUCUGAGUUGGGAUGAGAUUCUCCCUGGUGAGCUGCUGACCAGAUUCGUCUCUUGGGUGGCUGGAUUGGAAGUUCUCCAAACGUGGAUGAUUCCUCGGUGCUAUUUCCCUGGAACAGUAUGGAAGGAGACUGUUGACCUGUUGGAGUUCCAUGUCUUCUCAGAUGCCAGCAUGAAGGCCUACGGAGCGAACGUCUAUGCAAGAAUACCAGAUAGUAAUGGUGGUUUCAGGGUGGCAUUUGUCACCUCCAAGGGCAAAGUAGCCCCUCUAAAAAGGUUAACGUUGCCCAGGCUAGAGCUACUUGGAGCCCUAGUUGGUGCUAGUCUGCUUGCAUUUGUUUUAAAGGCGCUGAAGUUGGAUAUUUCUAAAGUAUCCUACCACUGCUGGUCCGACUCGACCAUUGUUCUGUCUUGGAUAAAAUCCCAACCGUCUAAGUUUAAGACAUUUGUAGGCAACCGUGUGAAAGAUAUACAGGAUUUAACAAAUCCUGCCAGUUGGCGUCAUGUUGAGAAUGCUGACAACCCUGCUGAUCUAGUGUCUAGGGGGGCACCUGCUCAGAUAUUGUGUGAUAACCCGCUGUGGCUGCAUGGCCCAGCGUGGCUUGCUUCACCUCUUGUUCUUGCAGAUGGUAAGGAGGAUAUUCCAGUGGAGGAGACUCAUGAUGAAAUCGAUGACGGUACCGGAGCAGGAACUAGUCUGGUGUCUGGCACACCUGAGAACAGAGAAUUUGCACUGCCUACCAACUCGAAGCGCUGGGAACCUUUGGUGAGUGAUAACCUUUCACUUGAUGAGUUGUCUGAGGCCAAGAAAUUUCUGCUGCAGUGCUUGCAGAAAAGUGUCUACGGAGAUGAGAUAGAAGCGCUUGCUAGGGGUGCCAAUUUACCAAAGCACUCCUCCUUGAUGACUCUCUCACCUUUCCUGGACGAGGAGGGAUAUCUUAGGAUCAAAGGAAGACUACAGUUGUCUAGUCUAUCCUACCAAGCUAAGCAUCCUAUCAUCCUUCCCAGUCAUUGGCUGACUAAAUUGCUAGUCAGAUCUCAGCACAUACUGAUGAAGCAUGCAGGUGUGAAUGCUCUGUUGUCAUCCCUGCGUGGAUGUUACUGGAUAGUUGGUGUACGUAAACUGGCCAAAGGUGUGAAACGUGAGUGUGUGAGAUGUCAGCGUCAGGAUGGUGCAGCCUGUAACCGUCCUGUGGCGCCUCUGCCUGCACUUCGAGUGAAGCAGGCCUCACCCUUCACUGUGACAGGCAUGGACUAUUUCGGCCACAUGUUCUGUGCCGACCAGCCUGGUGAGAAAAAAUACGUACUACUAUUAACAUGUGCUGUGGUGAGGGCCAUACAUUUGGAGCUGACAGAUUCGCUGUCCUUGUAUAACUUCAUGUUGGCUUUCCGGAGUUUUGUAUCAAGAAGAGGGUUGCCAUCUGUAAACUUUAGCGACAACGCCAAGACAUUUGUAGCUGCAAAGUAUGAGUUAGUGAAAGAGUAUCGAUACCUGGCACCAAGGUGGAAAUUUAUAGUGCCUCGUAGUCCCUGGCAUGGGGGCUGGUGGGAGCGCCUGGUGCGCUCAGUGAAAUCUGGCCUAAGGAAGUCAUUGGGCACUGCGUCACUGACCCGCACUGAGCUGGAGACUCUGUUACAUGAGAUAGAGGCCUGCAUAAACUCCCGGCCACUCACCUUCACUGGUGAUACUAUAGACUCUCCUGACCCCCUUACUCCCUCUCACUUUCUCAUUGGCAGGGGAUCGCAUUUCCAACCAGAAGAAGGCCUUUCCUCUGAUGACCGUGAAGUGGUUCCUCCUGUGACCUCAGUAGACCUGCAGGACCGCCUGGCUUUGCAAGAAUUGCGCCUCAAGCAAUUUUGGGAGGUGUGGACAAAGGAGUACUUGAGAAAUUUACCCCAUGUUGUCACAAAAUUCAAAACACAUGAUUCUGUUCAUUCUGUGGAUAUAUCUACUGGCACCGUGCCAGAAAAUUCGUACGCCAGUGGUAAACCGCCUACCACCGAACCUGAACCUGCGCCAGUUGUAACGCGUGUAGGACGCACCGUACGCGCACCUGACAAACUGGACCUCUAA